AUGCCAAAUUUUCAAUCUAUUAGUGAUGCUAUCAAAAAGUUUAAUGUUUACACUAGACCAGUCAGUUUAUUAUUGUUAAAAGAACAAGGUCAUAGAACUUAUUUAGGAGUUUUUCUUACAUCAAUAUUAGUGAGUUUAGUAGUUUUGGUUUAUUAUAGUGGUCUUGUAUCACUUAUUGUAAGAAAUAACCCUAGCGCAAUUAGUUAUACAACCUAUUCUGAAGAUUAGAAACCAUUUUAUUUGGCUCCUUAAAAUUUUAGCAUAGCUAUAGCUCAUAAAGGUAAUGACCUUAUGACUUCAUACAUCCUAGAGGGAUCAAUUGGUUAAAUAGAUGGGUAAUAAUAUUAUUUGAUUUUAUAUAGGUUUACUAUUCAAGAAAUACCUCUGGCUAAAUGUAUCGAUUUCGAAUUUGAUGAUCCAACCCUAAAUUCUUAUUUUGAUAAGAGUGAUUAGAUUUGGUAUUGCAUUGAUUGGAAGUCUCUCAAUUCAAUUGUUUUAGAAGGAGGUUUAGAAUCCUCCAAAGAUAAAUCAUUAUAAAUCAAAGUUAAAUAGUGCACAUCUGCGUAAAUUAUAAAAUUUAUAAGAAGGACCUAAUGCAUUACACCUAAUUUCCAAGAUAGUGAUUAGUUUUUGCUAAAAAUGACAUCAGCCAACACAGACAUUUCAAAUUUCAAAAAGCCUGUUACUUUAAUUGGAAAGUCCUUUUCAAUUACUUCAAUGUUAAACUAUACUAAGAAACUCAAUAUUAUAUUAUAGCCUUAAUUAACUUAAACUGAUAAUGGCUAUAUUGUAUAAGAUUAAUAUGAAUAAACAGUGUUAUCCAUUUCUAAUUAUUAUGAAACAAUUCAAGAUAAAGGUUCAGAUUAAUAAAUAUUUCAAAUAAAUAUAUCUUUAGAUCAAAAAACUAAAGUAACAUAGAGGUCUUAUCCUAGAGUAUAUUAAUAUUUAGGAGAUAUUGGAGGUUUUUGGGAAAUUAUUUAUUUAUGUAGUUUAUUAUUCAUUAUGCCUUUCAAUAAUUUAUCAUAUAGAGUAUCCUUAUUAAAUGAAUUAUUCAAUUUUGAAAUGGAUUAUGAUAAUAAAGUACAUCCUGAGAAUAAAGGUAAAGCAAAAGUGAGAGAAAUUUUAAAUAAAUCAGUUUAAUUAGAGAAAUUUAAUAGAAUGUCAAAAGUAGCUGAACAUGAUGUAUAAUAAAAAUCAAAGUUGUUAGAUUAGAUUUCUAGUGAUAUAACUUAAUUUUUUAAAGAACAAGAAAGUCGUCUUGAACUUUAAUUUUUUGAUUAUUUUGGAUGUUGCUAAUGUAGAAAAGGAGGUAAAAGAGAUCUGAUAAAUUUUUCAAUGGGAAAGAUCACACAUACUUUAGAUAUAACUUAUAUAAUAAAGAAAUUAUAGGAAAUAGAUAAAUUAAAAUUGAUAUUGUUGAACUCAGAUCAAAUAAAAUUAUUUGAUUAUUUACCUAAACCUAAAUUAGGUUUGCAUAUGAAGGCAAGUGAAAAUGAAUAUUGUUCAAUAUUAAAACCUGAAUAAUCAGAUUUAGAUAAAGCAUUAGAAGCUUAGAAAGCAUUUUAAUAAUUGUAAGAUUAGGAAGAUGAAAUAACACCUAAAUUAGUAAAACUACUAGAUGAGGAUCUUGUUGCUUUAUUUAGAUUAUAAUUAAAUAAAGGAGUAAAUAGAUCUUUAAAGAAAACAGGGUAAUUAGCUGAUGCAGUAUAAUAAUUAAUUAUAAUGAAUGCAAAAGAAAAAGAAAUGGAAAAGAUAAAUAAAAAGAAAAAGAAGAAAUCUAAUAAUUCAGAGAAUUCUGAUUCUUCAGGUUCUGAAAAUUGA
Messenger RNA from Paramecium primaurelia, 1821 nucleotides. Lineage: Eukaryota; Ciliophora; Oligohymenophorea; Peniculida; Parameciidae. The record is from the annotation of a GenBank genome assembly.